UAAUCCAGCGUCUAUGGUCGUGAGUCUGUCGUUUGUUUACAUCAUGCGUUUAUCCACUUUUACAAGAUAAAACACCACAUUUAUUGUUUAUUGUGUAAAAUGUGGUCGUGUGGGGGCUUAAAGUUAUUCCGAACGCUUUACUCUGAUCGUGUGCUGAUUUUAAUGUUGUAAAUCUGUUAAAAGAUGAAUCCGUUUCGGAAACUGGUGAGAAAGGAUUGUGAUGAGCUCCUGAACCGCUUCCAGCAAACGGAGUCCGUGCGCUUCGAGACGUUCACUGAAAUCUGGAGGGACAUGAAGUUUGAGCAGAUUUUCUAUGGUACUGCGAGACACAAUAACCGAUUAUUCACUCGUCUGGUUUUGGACACAGCCUACGAGUUCCUGCUUCCUCCGUUCACUUUUCAGAUCCGAGUGGGUGGGCUCUACCUUCUGUAUGCUCUGUUCCACUCUCAGACUGCAAGUCCUCCAGAAAUGAUCCGUUUGGCUCUGAAGGACUGGGAGGAAAUUCUGAAAUUUGAGAAAGAUUCUUUAGGAGCUAAACAUUAUGACGUGGUUUAUAUCCUGAAAAAACUCUUGAAGAUGAAAGCAUUUGUCUUCACUGCAAUGCCCCGACUGCUUGUGUUUGAGAGGAAGAAGACGACUCAGAUGUCUCCAGUCUGUGAGAACUUCAUGGAGCGGCCCUCAGCUCCUCAGACUCUCAUCAGUAACAACCUGCUUGAGGAGAUGUCAAAUGUCCACAGGCUUUAUGAAAAGCUGAAGUCUUCAGUCUGUCCUCAGUCUGAUUCCAGUCUGAGUCUGGUCCAUUCAGACUUGACCCAAAACCUCCAAGAGACCGUGCUGGACUUCUACAAGUGGCAAAAGAACAAGAAUGUUUCUUUUCAGGGUUCAGGGUCGAGUCGAGAUGAAGACAGCGGAGAGGGACCUUCCACUCAACAGGAGAGUUCCAGAAGAGCAGAUCUUUUGGCAUCCAUCAAGUCCAAAGCAUAUGGACAGGCAGCAGAGGCAUCGAAGUCUCGACGGCAUCGUGUGGUAGAGGUAGAUCAUGUGACCAAACCAGAACCAGGCUCCGCCCCCUCAACUCGUUAUGAAAGAAUUAAACGGAAAACUCUGAAAUACAGGGCCACCAAAAACGUCCAAGUGUCAGGGGACGUGUGGAAACAUGCUUUUUCUAAAACUAGAAUUAAUCAUCUCACUGCUCGGGAUAAUGAAAAGCCUCCUCGACGCUUCAAGAAAUUCAAAUGGAAAAUCGAAGACGACUGAAAUUCAGCUGUUAUAUUGUAUUUAAUGCAUAUAAAUGUGGUGUUGUUUUAUUUUUUUACCCUGCUUUUAUACAGAAAAAUAGGCUGUAAAACCACAAAUGAUGAACACACACAAAAACACACAUUGAUGUGUAAUUUGCAUGAAAUUAAAAAUUUUUAAGCUUGAUUCUUAUUUUAACAUGGUGGGUUUUUUUUUGUUUUUUUGUUUUUUGUUUUUUUUUUUGUUCUGGUUUGCUUUUUAGUCCAUGUUAAGAUCUGGUUUAGACCUAGUUUAGUCCUGGUUGCCAAAUGCUGUAGAUUUCUUUUAUAAUAAUAAAUCAUUUCUCUUUGGUUA
This is a messenger RNA of Boleophthalmus pectinirostris (great blue-spotted mudskipper), 1590 nucleotides long. RefSeq names its product small nuclear RNA activating complex, polypeptide 1b (gene snapc1b). Gene Ontology annotation, biological process: snRNA transcription by RNA polymerase II; snRNA transcription by RNA polymerase III. The transcript is spliced from 10 exons. Lineage: Eukaryota; Metazoa; Chordata; Actinopteri; Gobiiformes; Gobiidae. Gene Ontology annotation, cellular component: snRNA-activating protein complex. Gene Ontology annotation, molecular function: sequence-specific DNA binding. The coding region runs from base 184 to 1257 and encodes 357 amino acids. The record is from RefSeq and is a predicted model, not a curated record.